Molecule: messenger RNA, 1641 nt
Organism: Cryptococcus wingfieldii CBS 7118
Lineage: Eukaryota; Fungi; Basidiomycota; Tremellomycetes; Tremellales; Cryptococcaceae
Exons: 1
Coding region: 1-1641 (546 amino acids)
Source: RefSeq, a predicted model, not a curated record
AUGGCCAUCGAUGCCGACGCCUACAUGGAGGGCAACAUCCCCUCCCUCUCCCGAGGCGGAUCCUGGCUCCCAGCCUCGCGCCAAAUGAACAACGGCAGCAGCUCGCCACUAUCCCCUCUCCACCCCGGCUCUGUCCAUGGCUCGUCCCCUCUUACAGCCACAUUCCCCAGAACACCACCAGGACCUUAUGGAGGGUCGAUCGCCCCCGGGUCUUUGAUCAGGUCGCCCGGCAUGCCCAGGAGUCCCGGAUCGAUGGGGGGGUCGAUGUACAGUGGGAAACCGAUGUUGAGGCAUUUGCAUGGUGGUAUGGCGGCGUCGACCGCUAUACAUGGGCUCAAGAGGGACCAUGCGGUCAGUCCGAAGAGCCACACAGGCUGGCUGAGGGCGGGGUCAGAGGCAGAUGAUCGGUCGAUGCCUGGUUCUGUGUAUGGCGGAGGAUCCUUUGAUGGACGCUCGCUCGUCUCUGGGGCGCACCCUGUUUCUUCAUCGUCUUCAUACCAUACCAGGCAGUAUAUCCACCAUCAUUUCGAUGAACAUCUUCCGGCUGAGAAAGGCAGGAGUUGGGAGAAGAAUGUGGGGGCGCCGAAAUUGAUAUCGAGGGAGAAGGAUUAUGGGUUGAGGAAGGAUCCGCCUGUCAAGGUGGAUGGGAGGCUGAGGAGAAGCUCAGAGGUGGGGCAAGUUACGACGCCGUACAGAAAGCUAGAGGGACAUCAGGUCCAGCAAGGCGCAGAAGAUUACUUUUCGAGGAGUCACACACCUUUGCAAGGGGUAUUGUCGCCAAAGCCGAGUAGGAGAAAGGCUAGUGAUCCUGAUCUGCAUCGGUCAGCUCAGCUCAAUUCCAGGCUGGCGAGGAUGAGCUUACAAGGCAGAGAAUGCCGGACGCCUGAUCCUGAGCCUUCUGUUGGGAAGCGGCCUACGAUGACUAGGAGGCAUACGAGUCAUCCUCACUCGAGCGGCGAGUCGUCUCGAGCGCCGUCUUCUCUGCCGCUCUCUCCUCCCGUGCACAAACAACUCCAUCAGAUCAAACGCACGCGACACAACUCUACGCCACCACCCCCAAGCUCCAUCACAACAUCUUUCCAAGACAAGGAGAGCGACAUCGACUUUACACUGCAGCCAGCACCGGCGCCUCGCUCACGAGCGUUUUCUCGAUCUGGAAGUGUGGCUCCUACAUCCGUCAGUAGGCAAUUUCCCAGACCUCACGUGGGCACGCCAUAUAGGCCACCGGUAUCUGCAAAAGGUUCAAUGGGUUACAUUCCUCCUCUAGCAGACGACCCCUAUGACCGCUAUGCCUCGCACCCGUCCACGCCGACCCCGGACUUUGUCGAAAAGCACCUUGCCUCCAGCGCCUUAUCGCCAUCUACUUCCUCUGCCUCCCGCCUGCGCCCGCCCCAGCCAAAAGCCGAGAAGGCAGGCGAAUACACUCCUCCAGGGUUUCCCAAGGCGACCAAGGAUUUUCCGUGGAACCGAGACGGGCCGGCGAUGAAGACGUAUGGGAUUGCGUGGUGCAGGGAUGGGGAGGCGGAUCAGCUGCCGCUUGGACCCGAGGGACCGAGGUGGACGCAGGCGAGGCCGCCGAGAGUUGAUCACAUCAUGGGCGGGGGCUGGUGGGAGAGUGGGGGCGAGGACAGUGUGGUGUGA